This is a messenger RNA of Seminavis robusta, 2016 nucleotides long. The record is from the annotation of a GenBank genome assembly. NCBI's taxonomy places the organism in Eukaryota, Bacillariophyta, Bacillariophyceae, Naviculales, Naviculaceae.
AUGAACAAGAGAAGCAGGACUCCAAGUACUUGUACCCAUAGGGGUAUCCAAGAAUCCAGGGAUGCAAGAUCUACUGUUGCAAUUCCAAGUGUCAAAUCCGUCAAGACUCGUGAAUUACUGCAAUGCAAGAGUUGGCAGUCAGCUACUUCCAUUGUGCUGCUGCUACUAUCUGUCCCGUGUCACUACUGUCAAGCAGAUCAUUCCUCUGCUCAAGUGGAUGGCAAGAAUCCUCAUAAUUUUUCCAAAGUCCAGCAGCAAUUCUUGCCAAGAAGAUCUGCUCCUCGAAGUUUCAUCCUGGCCAGCAGUAGCAACUACCAGUACCAGUAUCCCUACCGAAGCACUGCCGCCACGAAAAGACCCAAAGAAGACUACGCCAUUACCUACAAGUUUCCAGACGAGGAAGAAGCAGAAACACAAAAACAGAAACAAUUGGAAAAAGAAAACAAAAGACUUGAAAAGGAAACACAAAGGCUUGAAAAGAAGCAACAACUGCAAGAGAAAAAGCAACGGCAGGAACAACAACGGCAAGAUAGAGAACAACAAAAGCUAGUAGAGCAAAGACAAAGACAAGCCAAAAUGCAGCAAGAUACCAAAACCACGAAACAAGCUACCAAAACCAAACAAACACAAACCAAACAACCACUGGUAGAUGACUUUGGUUUUGAUCUGAGCCAACCACCUUCACGCAAACAAAUCUUGCAGCAAGAACAAAAAGAAGCAACAGAAGAUGCAGCUAGGCAAGAAAGCAAACAACUAGAGGAGGGAAAAUCUGCUGCCAUUGCUACCGAUGCCACAACAGGUAUGGCCUGGAAUACUGCGAAAGCCAUUGCAUCAGGAGUUGGUGUCUGUGCCAGCGUCGUGGCAUCAUCAUCUAGCAACAACAACGACAACAACAAUAAGCUCAAAAAUAACAGCAAGAGUAACAGCAAGAGUAAGACGUCCAACAAAAACAACAAAAACAAGAACAAACCCAAAGGCAUUGGCUGGACCAGAGCCAACAACAACAACAACAACAAACGUCAACAGUCCACCACCCAGCGAACCCUUCUCCCCAUCAAGCCACGAUGGCCGUUUCAACCACACGCCACCAAGCCCUCCCGGCGCUGGACCACGCCGGCCGACGACCAUCCUCUGGCCUUGCAAUCCGAAGCUACGAUUCGUAACCACGGCAUUCUCCAGUGGCUAUUUGGUCGCGAAAAGUUGCCCUGGACACUCAGUGCCAUUGUAGCACUGGUCUAUUUGGUGGCAUUAACGAGUCGCAUUGGUUGCGAUUAUUAUCACGAUCAUCGACAUCCCAUUUGUUGGGCACCACUCCGCGACAUGACGGCGUCCUUGCACGAUGGAUUCUGUGUCUGGGGCGCCAAUCCAACGACGGGGGCUUGUACCUCCAAUAUUCACAAUUCGCACCAAUACAGUUUUUACGUCGAUACGGCAUUGGCUGUUCUGACCCUCCUCGUGGGUCAUGCUAACCGCACGGGCACGAGUUGGAUGGUGGGAAUUGCCCUACUGAUUGGAUUGCACGGACUGCUGCAUUUGGGUAUUUCGCACGGUGUCGUGUGCGAAGGAUCGUUGGAGCAUUGUUGGUUGUCGUGCCCGGGAACGGCAGACGCUAUGGCUGCACCGUGGCAAUGGAUUUUGUACGGACUGUACAAUCUGGGUGUGGUGACGAUGGAUGUUCGCAUGGCGCAUUUUCGAUUGCCGUUGGUUCUGCAGUAUGUGUUGAUUGGUGUCGUGACGGUGGCGUUUUGUGCCUUGGGUAGUUUUGCCGGAGCCACGUGGGCAUUACCGGCCGUGUUUGUGCAAUCGCACGCACUGGUUUCCGUGACAGGUGUCUUUGCCAAUUGCGACCGUAUUACUCCGUUCAUGGGGUGGUGGUUUUUGGGUGCUACCGUGGUUGGAUUGACCGAGUUUUUGGCAUGUGAACCCGUAUUGCUGAAAGUGGGGUAUGGUCAUGUGGCGUACGAUACGGUCCUCCAUUUGGCCAUGAUGGCAUCGUUGGUCCCGCGGCAGUACUAG